GGUUCAGUUAAUGGAAUUACAAUGAUUACGUGAGUUUACUUGAAACAAUAUAGGAAAUACUGUUGAGAAUACUAUUCAUUUGAGUGAACCACUGCAUUGUGUAUUGGCGAUGUUGAUUUACAGGCAUAUUGCUAGAGGGCAGACCACUGAAACUCCUGAUUCCCUUUGAUCCUUUGGGCCUUAUGCCUAUGUUUAGGAAAUUAGAAUAUUGUUUGUGUCGCUUGAUUAACCUUGCAUAAUUGCUUUUGAUUCAGACGCUCCCAUGCCUGGUUAGGAUGUGCAGUAAAGAGAGACUGCUGGAGGAACGGGUGGAAGGUGCUGAAACCUUGGCAUACUUGAUAGAACCUGAUGUGGAGCUACAGAGGAUUGCCAGCAUCACAGAUCAUCUUAUUGCAAUGCUUGCUGAUUAUUUCAAGUAUCCUAGUUCAGUCAGCGCAAUCACAGAUAUCAAAAGGCUUGACCACGACCUCAAACAUGCUCACGAACUCCGGCAAGCUGCAUUCAAGUUGUACGCCUCCCUUGGAGCGAAUGACGAAGACAUCCGGAAGAAGAUAAUUGAGACUGAGAAUAUGAUGGACCGAAUUGUGACUGGCUUAGCUGAGUCUAGUAUCAAAGUGCGGUUAGCUGCUGUCAGAUGUUUGCACAGUCUGUCCAGGUCGGUACAACAGCUUCGGACUAGUUUUCAGGACCAUACAGUAUGGAAGCCACUAAUGAAGUUGUUACAAAAUGCUCCUGACGAAGUCCUUGUGGUGGCAUCAUCAACACUAUGCAAUCUUCUCCUUGAGUUCUCCCCAAGCAAGGAGCCUAUCUUGGAAUCGGGUGCUGUGGAACUGUUAUGCAACUUGACCCAGAGUGAAAAUCCAGCUCUCAGAGUCAAUGGGAUUUGGGCAUUAAUGAAUAUGGCUUUUCAAGCUGACCAGAAGAUAAAGACAGACAUUUUACGAGGGCUGAGUACAGAACAACUCUUCAGAUUGCUCUCAGAUUCAGACGUGAAUGUACUAAUGAAGACUCUGGGGCUCCUCAGGAAUCUCUGUUACUAA
Amblyraja radiata (thorny skate) is the source of this 1040-nucleotide messenger RNA. RefSeq names its product armadillo repeat-containing protein 8-like. The transcript is spliced from 8 exons. The record is from RefSeq and is a predicted model, not a curated record. Gene Ontology annotation, cellular component: GID complex. Bases 276 to 1040 code for a protein of 254 amino acids. Lineage: Eukaryota; Metazoa; Chordata; Chondrichthyes; Rajiformes; Rajidae. Gene Ontology annotation, molecular function: protein binding. Gene Ontology annotation, biological process: proteasome-mediated ubiquitin-dependent protein catabolic process.